AGUAGCUGGAGCGGUGGCCCAGGUUGGCACGCCGGGCGUGGGGCUCUCCCGGGCGGACGGGGCUCUCCCCAACCCGGUGCCCCCCAGCCCAGGCGGACCCUCGAGCCCUCGGGCCGGGCCGGGGCGAUCCGGGAAAGUUGAGGGACUCGUCCCGUCCCUCCCCGCACCCCCCUGGCUAAAGGAGCAGCCCUGCCCUCGGGCCAUGCCCCGGACUCUGGAGACCCUCUUUCGGCGGGACGUUCUGCCCCAGGCCCUGGCCUCCUGGCCGCCGCUGCCAACCUGCCUCCAUUUUGAUCUUCAGGGCUGUCAUCUCUCCCAUCCGCCGCCAGCCGGCACACCCCGCCCCCCCCCCCCCUCCGCUCCAUCUUUCCCUUCUCCAUCUGGCUGCUCCCCUCCCCAAACUGCUAGACUCCGCCGGAGCUGACCGCCUGGGGUGGGGGGAGAGGAUGCGGGCCCCCCGGGCUGCCGCCGGGCGCUCCUCCCUCUGCCGGGGCAGCGAGCCCCGGAAGGAGCCGGGAGGGCUGAGACCUGAACCCGGAGCCAGACGUAGGUGAUGGGAGCCUGACGACUGCCCGAGGACGUGGCGGGGCGGGCGGGGGGAGGCGUGGGAGGGAGCCGGGCUCGAGUCCUCUCACGGAGGAGCCGGAAGGACAGGCGCCGCCUCUCGUCCAGCCCUUGGUGCCCGGCCGCUCCCCCAGCAUGGCGUGGGGGCUCCCCAGCGCCGCCGGGCUGGCCCGUCUCUGCCAGAAGCUCAACCGGCUGAAGCCCCUGGAAGACGCCACGAUGGAGACGUCCCUGAGGCGCUGCCUGUCCACCCUGGACCUGGCGCUGCUGGGCAUCGGGGGCAUGGUGGGCUCGGGCCUCUACGUGCUCACGGGCACGGUGGCCAAGGAGAUGGCGGGCCCGGCGGUGCUCGUCUCCUUCGCCGUGGCCGCCGUGGCCUCGCUGCUGGCGGCCCUGUGCUACGCGGAGUUUGGGGCCCGGGUUCCGCGCACGGGCUCGGCCUACAUGUUCACAUACGUGUCCAUGGGCGAGCUCUGGGCCUUCCUGAUCGGCUGGAACGUCCUCCUGGAGUACAUGAUCGGGGGCGCCGCCGUGGCCCGCGCCUGGAGCGGCUACCUGGACUCCAUCUUCAGCCACCACAUCCGCAACUUCACAGAGACGCACGUGGGCGUGUGGCGCGUGCCCUUCCUGGCCCGCUACCCAGACUUCCUGGCGGCGGGCAUCCUGCUGAUCGCGGCCGCCUUCGUCUCCUGCGGGGCCCGCGUCUCCUCCUGGCUCAACCACAUCUUCUCCGCCCUCAGCCUGGGCGUCAUCGUCUUCAUUGUCGUCCUGGGCUUCGUCCUGGCCCAGCCCAAGAACUGGAGCUCCCGGGAGGGCGGCUUCGCCCCCUUCGGCUUCUCGGGCAUCCUGGCGGGCACGGCCACCUGCUUCUACGCCUUCGUGGGCUUCGACGUCAUCGCCGCCUCCAGCGAGGAGGCCAGGAACCCCAAGCGGGCGGUGCCCAUGGCCAUCGCCAUCUCCCUGAGCCUGGUGGCGGGCGCCUACAUCCUGGUGUCCAUGGUCCUCACUCUGAUGGUGCCCUGGCACAGCCUGGACCCGGAGUCGGCCCUGGCCGAUGCCUUCUACCGGCGCGGCUACGGCUGGGCUGGCUUCAUCGUGGCCGCGGGAUCCAUCUGCGCCAUGAACACCGUCCUGCUCAGUAACCUCUUCUCCCUGCCGAGGAUCGUCUACGCCAUGGCCACCGACGGACUCUUCUUCCAGGCCUUUGCCCACGUGCACCCCAAGACCCAGGUGCCGGUCGUGGCCAUCGUGGUGUUCGGAGGCCUCAUGGCGCUGCUGGCCUUGGUCUUAGACCUGGAGGCUCUGGUCCAGUUCCUGUCUAUCGGGACGCUGCUGGCCUACACUUUCGUGGCAGCCAGUAUCAUUGUCCUGCGCUUCCAGAGAGCCCCGGCCCCUGGCUCACCUCCAGCCCCGGCAAGUCCGGAACCUCCUUCCAAGGAGUAUGAGUCCUUCUCUGACCGACUGCAGCUGGUGGGGGCCACCCAGGCCGAGGCCCCCGAGCCGGGCCAGCUCAAGCUGGCUUGGCGGCCUUACCUGCCCUUUCUGGGCACCCACUGCAGCCCAGGGGCUGCUGUGACCUGGGCCCUGGUGGGGCUCAUGGUGUCUGCCAUUGGGCUCAGCUGCGUGCUCAUCUUUGGAGAUUCCCCCCUGCAUCUGCCCCGCUGGUGCGCUGCCUUCCUGCUGGUUCUCUGUAGCCUGGCCUUCCUGUUCAGCCUGCUCCUCCUCAGUGCCCAUCAGCAGCAGCCAAGCCAGGACACUUUCCAGAUCCCUUGGGUGCCCCUGACUCCGGCCCUCAGCAUCCUUCUGAACAUCUGUCUCAUGCUGAAGCUGAGUUAUAUGACCUGGCUGCGCUUUGCCAUCUGGUUGCUUGUAGGGCUUGGGGUCUACUUUGGCUACGGAAUCAGACACAGUAAGGAGAACGUCCAGGACCCUCCGGGGGCGGGCAGCACCCGCUAUGUGGUGUUUCCCAGUGGGAGCCUGGAGGAGACGGUGGAGACGGUGCAGCCCCCGGGCCAGGCCCCCCCAGGCCCUGCCCCCAGCACAGACAGCCCGGGGAGCCGCGGCUGACACCCGCCCCGGACUCGGCUCCGAAGGCCCUCACUGCCGGGGGCUGGCCGGCCCAGCCCCUUCUCCCCGCCCUCGCGGCCGUCCCAGAAUCCUUGGCGCCUCCCUCCGCUCUGGAAGCGGCUGGGAAGGCGGCCCUGCAGCCCGGCGCCUGAGUGAAUAACACGAAUGACGGAACCCACAAGCCCGCGUGUCUUUGGUCACCAGAGCGGGCGUGGCGGCCCCCACAGGGCAGGGACGAAGCCCCGAGGGGGGGGCGGCGCCCAGGCUGGCUUGGGCGCAGGGCCAGCUUUCUGGCGGCCCCAGAGGCCCAUCCAUGAGCCAGUCCGUGAGCCUUUAUUAAAGGGCCUCUGGUGCGCAAGCCGAGCCCCAGGCCCUGCCCUGGAGGGCCUCCCCCUUAACGGGGGAGUGCAAGAUGGCCCCAGGGCAGAAGCGAGCUGAGCGCAGAGCGUGCGCGCGCGCCCGUGUGCCCGUGCCCGUGCCCGGGGGAGCAGGAAGGAGAAGAGCCGAGUUCCAGUCCCCGCUCCACAGUUUUGCCCCUCAGUCUCUUCCUCUGUACAAUGGGCUCAUGAUCCCCCCAGCUCCAUCCCAGUUUUCGGGCUUCAUUGCCUCAUCCAUCCCCGCCCUCCGCUCUAAAUGCCGGCUGCGUGUGCUUGUUCUUAAAACCCGCGCUGUGGGGUGCAGGGACUCGGCCAGGGUCGCCCCCGAGGAAGUGUCUGAGGCCACAUCGGAACCCGGACUCCCAUCUCCCCGCCCCCCAUCCACAAGAUGCCCCGCAGAUACCAAAUGCAGCCCCUCCUCCCUCGAACUCACGGCCCGACCAGGCCCAGGCAGGGGCGCAGCUCCCUGCCUCAGCUCCCUCCCACCGCAGCGUCUGGCCGGACUGUGCCUCCGCCCCCCACCCCGCCCCCCUCCUCCUCUCCACCUCCCGGCUUCCCUGCGGACACUCUCACAGGCCGCGCGCGCGCACAUGCACACGCACACAUGCACGCGCGUGGCUCCUUGUCUCCCACCAGACUGUGAGCUCCCCCGAGCAGGGCCUCGGCCUUUCUCUGUGCUCCCCGCGGCGCGGACGACGUCUUUAAUAAAUGGUCCCUGACAGACA
Molecule: messenger RNA, 3733 nt
Organism: Monodelphis domestica (gray short-tailed opossum)
Lineage: Eukaryota; Metazoa; Chordata; Mammalia; Didelphimorphia; Didelphidae
Source: RefSeq, a predicted model, not a curated record